Pocillopora damicornis (cauliflower coral) is the source of this 1419-nucleotide messenger RNA. RefSeq names its product galanin receptor type 1. Lineage: Eukaryota; Metazoa; Cnidaria; Anthozoa; Scleractinia; Pocilloporidae. The record is from RefSeq and is a predicted model, not a curated record. Gene Ontology annotation, cellular component: plasma membrane. Gene Ontology annotation, biological process: G protein-coupled receptor signaling pathway. Gene Ontology annotation, molecular function: G protein-coupled receptor activity.
AGAAAAUUUUCCGCAGUGGUCGUGUAAAAGAAGAUCCUUUGUGUUCUAAAAACGAUUCUCCCUGAAGCAAAGGAAAUCUUCCUUGAUAAUCACUAAAGGAAUAGCAAAAGUUAACCGUUAUGUGAAAGGACAAAAACACAAAGUAUGUCUGAGAGCCUCGAACCGACAGCGGGGCAACCCGAUGGAUCAGAAUCGCAGGCACCAAAGGUGGUUGCUGGGAUCAUCAUAAUUCUAGGACUGUUUAGUAACUCGUUAAUUGUAGCUGCAGUAAUAGGCUUCCGUCGCAUGAAGACGACAACCAAUUACCUUCUUGUCAACGUGGCCGCUGCAGACAUAACCACUCUGUUGUUCACAGCGAUGCACCUCAUUCCAAUCAAGGGUCCCUUCCCAAAUGGUGCUCUUGGCAGCUUCCUUUGUAAGUUUAUAAGAACUAACAAUAUCACUAUGGUAACGCUUCUUGUGUCCACUCUGACGCUGACGGUUUUGGCUGCUGACAGAUACCAAGCCAUGGUGAAACCCUUAAAAAUAUCUUGGAGAUUAAAAAUCGAAAAGAUCGGGUACGUCUUAGCAGUAAUCUGGCUGAUAGCCAUGGCUACUGUCUCGCCGCUUUUCGUGUCUGUGGACCAGCGCCCUAGCAUAAACAAUACUCUCUGCUCCCCCGGUGAUGAUCAUGCGGCGAUGAAAGUGUACAUUUAUUGCCUGGUGACCCUCCUUACCUUGAUCCCGUUCCUUGGCAUUGCUUUCUGUUAUUCGCGGAUUAUAUCCGGAUUGUAUUUUGGACAAACAAUUUGCAGUAGGGGUAGCGAAGCAAUGGCAGAAAAAAAGAGGCUUGUUAUAGUUCUCAUGGUGUUGACAGUCGUCUUUUUCAUUGCGUUUGUUCCUUAUGGAGUAGCGGUAGUAUUGCAGUUCAGCGGGAUGGCCACCAGAAAUGUUGAAGAACUUCGUAUCUUUAGUCGAUUUAGGAUUGUAGUGCAAUAUCUGACACUUUUAAACUGUUCUCUAAAUCCGUUCAUCUAUGCCAUUCCAAGUUCAAAUUAUAGAUACUGCUUUAAAUGUAUGUUGAAGAAAAUGUGUUGCCAAGACAUCACGGAAGAGGUUAAUGCCAUCCAGCUGGACACAAGACGGGGUGUGGCAGACGAACGCUAGCGCUUUGAUGAUCACGGAUCAUUUGAAAGGCGAUCAUGUUAUCAAAGUAUACCUCAUUUAUAUCGUUUACCUUAUCCGGUUCUUUUGACGCACGCAGAUGAGUGAACUUAUAGACCAACCAGUGGACAAGCCAAUAAAUUUAAGCUAUUACUCGUUAAAGCUAACGUUAAAUGCCAUUUAACUAAGCAACCAAAUGAUGUCUCAGUAAUGUAUUGUAAAAACGUAUUUUAGUGAAAGUAGCAUUGUAAAAUGAAUAAAGUACAAUGAAGCCUG